Rosa rugosa (rugosa rose) is the source of this 462-nucleotide messenger RNA. RefSeq lists its product as uncharacterized. The record is from RefSeq and is a predicted model, not a curated record. The transcript has a single exon. Bases 1 to 462 code for a protein of 153 amino acids. Lineage: Eukaryota; Viridiplantae; Streptophyta; Magnoliopsida; Rosales; Rosaceae.
AUGUCCCGGGCAGACAAAUCAGGAGGCCCUCCUAGGGCUCAGGCGCCGAUGAUGGAGUUUCGACGCACAAUGGCAAACUGUGGUUUUAUCGAUCUGGGGUAUGUAGGUAGCAAAUACACAUGGAGUAAUAAGUUCACAAAAGAGCGUUUAGAUCGAGGUUUCCAAACUGCUCAAUGGCGAAGUUGGUUCCCAUAUAGUAGGAUUAUUACCAUGGAUCCCUCAGAAUCUGAUCACUAUCCUCUCCUAAUAGAGGUUAGCCCUAAUAAGAUCCAACGUAGGAAAACUGCCAGACUCUUUCGUUUUGAGGAGGUGUGGCAUGGAAACUCUGACUGUAGAAGCAUCAUUCAACGAAAAUGGGCACAACCGAUUACUGGAAAUGCUUUGCAACAACUAGGAACCAAAAUCAAGGCUACGGGACGAGAGCUAAUGGAUUGGCACAUCAAGGAAUUUGAUAAACAAUGA